Messenger RNA from Poecilia reticulata (guppy), 5399 nucleotides. It is a transcript of the gene ppt2b, whose product is annotated as palmitoyl-protein thioesterase 2b. Lineage: Eukaryota; Metazoa; Chordata; Actinopteri; Cyprinodontiformes; Poeciliidae. The record is from RefSeq and is a predicted model, not a curated record. Gene Ontology annotation, cellular component: lysosome. Gene Ontology annotation, molecular function: thiolester hydrolase activity.
GGAAGUGACGUUCGCAGCGGCCGUUUCACCUUUAAUUUAAAACCGGAACAAACGRAUGAGGAAAGUCGAUCGGCCGCUGAAUGUUUUAUCAGCUGUUUUCAUGUGAAUGUGAGGACAGACCGCGUGUUAAAUAAGGUCUAUAAAGGAAACGCUAACUGUGCGUUUAUUUGGACCGCAGCUGGACGCGAAACGAACUUCUAGAUGAGAGCUCAACAUUAGCUAAACAUCAAUAUUUUUUAUUUUGCUUUUACCCAACGCGUCCUUAUUUAUGCAUAGUGAAUCAUUUUAGGGGGUUUUAAUACGUCUAAGUUUCAAUGGCGGGAUCAUCAUUUGCAAGAACCAGGAGGAGAGUCAGCGGGGUGGCCGGGCUGAUGUGGCCGCUGCUCGGUGCGUGUCUCUGGGCUGCGGUGGUCGGGUACAAGCCGGUGAUCAUCGUCCACGGAUUGUUCGACAGUUCAGACGAUUUUAAGAACUUACAGGGGUUCAUUAAUGAGUCUCAUCCUGGGACCAAUGUGACAGUCAUCGACCUUUUCGACAGAGGGGCCAGCCUGGAGCCCAUGUGGAAGCAGGUGGAGGGAUUCAAGGCAGCCAUUUACCCAAUAAUGCAAAACGCUGCAGAUGGAGUUCAUUUCAUCUGCUACUCUCAAGGUGGACUCGUUUGCAGAGGGAUCCUUUCCAUUCUGCCCGACCACAACGUUCACUCGUUCAUCUCUCUGUCUGCGCCUCAGGCUGGGCAAUAUGGAGAUACAGACUACCUGAAGUAUCUCUUCCCUCAGUUUGUGAAGUCAAACCUCUACCACCUCUGUUACACGGCGAUCGGUCAGAGGGUUUCCAUCUGCAACUACUGGAACGACCCCCACCACAGAGACCUGUAUGUGAACACCAGCGACUACCUGGCUUUGAUUAACAGCGAGAGACCAAACCCAAAUUCAACAGAAUGGAARGAGAACUUCCUGAARAUCCGGAAGCUGGUUCUGAUUGGAGGCCCGGACGACGGCGUCAUCACCCCCUGGCAGUCCAGUCAGUUUGGAUUUUAUGACGACAAUGAGACGGUCAUCGAGAUCCAGCACCARGAUCUGUAUCUGAGAGACGUUUUUGGCCUGAAGACGCUGGCGGCCCGCGGCGACCUGUUCUUCUGCACCGUUCCGGGCAUUGAGCACGUCUGGUGGCAUUCGAAUGAGACGGUGUUCCAAACGUGCAUCGAGAAGUGGCUGGUGUAGCCACAUGCACGUGUGCACACACACACACACACACACACACACACACACACACACACAUUCUGCUGUUUAUUAAGAUCAUAUCAUCUUAAAAUCCAGGAAUCUCUGAUAACUGGCCGUUUGGAGUCAGGUAUCAAAAAGCGGUUGCAGGAUUUAUCUCUACUUUAUCCAUAAGUUUUUGCUUUUGCAAAUGAGAAAUCUUUAUUUAUGGUCAUAUUUAAARAAGAUGUAAAUGUAUUUGUUUGCUGUCCUGGUAAGACUCCAGUGAUAAGAAGAGAACUUUCUUUUCAAGGUACUGCAGGCAAUUUUUUACUUCCCUUUAAAACAAAGAGCAAAAAAAAAACACCCAAAUUUCAAAUUUUACAUGUAAAAUUCAUUUUAUUGAUUUCUGUUGACCUCAGAAAGUGGGUUUAAAUUAAUGAUCAGAGCAGGGAUGAGCUGAAAAAUGGUCCAGAAUCGAAAGAGUUCAUCACUCUUCGGAGUAAAYGCUGUUACCGAGUUAAGACAACUCAAAAUUCACCCCUUUUGUUAAACCUGAAGGCAUUUUAAAGGAAACCACUUUCUAAACUAUGUCAAGGCGUUUCUUCAGSCUGGAAAAGAGAGCGAGGUUUUCAGCAGGUAACAGGAAGGCUGAAUGCAGUUCAGGAAAGUGGUUUAGUUUUAUCAUUUGAAGUUUAUGUCAUAAACAAAUGCUCGAUUUGCAAAAUAUUUUGAUUUUGUUCUAUUUUCCUGCAUUGGAAUCAGGUUUUAUUGGCAGCUUAAAAAUGUACCCAAGUAGAGAUGGACCAGUCACAAUKUUGUGGCUAAUUACCAUUUUCUUAAGGUUUUUAUUGACUUCCUUSAGACUUCACACUACUAAAAUGACUCAUUUUCAUUUUCAGGCYUCCAGUGGCUUUGCAAGAGAGGAUACUUAUAACAGUAGCUCCAUAAUAUUAAACUUUUAUUUUAAGUGCUAACUUUGAAAUGUGUUGUCACAGAUUAACAAAACCCAUAAGUUCAUGUGCUAAAUUAGUUUCAUUUUUUAGUUAAAUCAUUUAAAGGGAUUUGAUGUCUCAGAAAAAUAGCAAGAUUGAGAKUUAUGAAAAAAGUAAACCAUGAGGUUUAAGUUCAUGCAUGGCUUUGAUGUGCAUUAUGAAAUUAUUGUUUUUGUCAUGAAAUGGGUCUCCCCUUGUAAAACUAUAAGAUUUAUCCUAAAAUUCAGAACAACGCUGGAAAUUUCAGGGAUUAAAUGAAACUAAAUAGGACUAUAAAGGACUAUUCCAGCUAUGCAUCUGGUCAUUUCUACAGAUUAAACUCUGAAAUGACCAUUUUAGUUCAGAUAUUGGUUCAGAUAUUGUUAAAGAAUAUCAAAUAUAAUACGACAGUGGAGGUGUUUUUCAACCUGCACAAACAAACUGUUGUAAAGCACGAAAAGCUCCAUUAGGUGCCUCCUGUUAAGUGUAAUUUAUGGAGUUACAGAUAAAACCACUCAGCAGAUUCUGGCUGAACUGUGGGAGGAGGUGACAAAUUCCCACCACAAGUUAUACAUUUGUAUUUUUACAUCCUGUGCAGCCUGCCUUUAAAAGAUUAAGAGCUUUUAUGACCCUUACAGCUGAUGUUUGCACCUUUUUAGUUUGUGUUGACCCCUUGCUACUACGUCACUAAAUCAUUCGAGGCGCCAUGACGGACGUCGGAAGUGAGGCUCAGGAGAAUUGAACGGAGCGACUGAAGUCGUUUUCCAAAGUUGUUUUAUUCACGAUUUCUAAUUGUUCGGGUCAAUUUGUCUGUGAACAUAACUCACCUGGUUGGGGCUCAUGGACGGCGAUGUUUACAAAAGUUUGAAGCAGCUAGCUUAGAAACCGACCCGUACCUCCUUCCUCCUGUCGUGUUGAUCUAAUUACCGAGUUUUCCUGAAUUCACACCCCAUGAUUUAUGUCGCUGUGUCGUAAAAUGCGGCUCCCCUUAAACCGGAGCAACAUUAAAAACGUACAAAAGACGAGAUGCUAAUAAGUUUUUUUUCCGUACAUGCUAGGCUACAUAACUGUGCGGCACUGUCUCCAUGGUUACCAAUGGUUAGACGCGUAGCUUCGCUAUAAUGCGAUAUUUGAUGUAUAAAGUAAAUGAAUGUUAAUCUUCUUACCUUGUAAAAAAGUGUUCGCUGCAAAUCCGCGAUCACAGCGAGAGCUAUCAGUCAUCACUAUUAACAGCUGCGAUCUAUCGCCGCCAUCUUUCCUCAUGAAAAGUUAUGACAAGUUUGGUGCAGCUCCCUAUGGCCAAAUGAAAUCAACCAAACAGAAUUAAUAUUAGGUUACAGGUGUCUGUUUUUAGACUAGCUUUACAGGGGCGCGUUGGUUGUUUUGACGUCCGUCAUGGCGGAGUGAGUGGAGUUCUGGAGAGCGUGACAUCACGUGCAAAGGGUCAGUCGCCAUUUUGUUGUUGCGGACAGUAAUGUGCUAUAUUAGCUUAUCUCAACGACACCAUGCAAACCCGACCGUGCCUGAGCGACCUGCUGUCGUCCUGUACAGAUGAUUACUGCCCUGCUCAUCUAGUGCAGACAUUUAUAUCAUGUUGAACCAGAUUCAGACAUUUAUUAACCUUUUAUUAUCAGCGUGCAUGAAAGAUCUGAUCACCAGUUUCAGAGUUUUUCCUCAGAUUCAUGCAGUACUCUAGACAUGUUCUCCUCCCGCUUUAGUGGAUUAAGCCUUAAAUGUUUUGUUUUGUUUUUUUCCUCCAUGCCUCAGUAUUUCAUGUCCAAAGUGCUUUGACACACUGCCUUCGGUGACGGUGCUAAAAAAUAUAUAUACAUAAAAACAUGCUACGUUAUAUAGGUAUAAAUGUAAAGUAGUGCAAAGUGGCCAGUCAGGUAGUGAUGAGUUACUGAUCCACCAAAAGCUUACAGUUCUGGUCAGACAUCUACAAUCUUCUCCUCGUGGGAAUGCGAGUGUCGUUUAUCUGAACAAGAUGCAAUGGAAACGACACAUUUUWAAAAAAUGGAUGCACAAGUUUAGACAAGUUAGAGAUGAACUGACUUCAAGAAGYUUCUAAAAUAACUUCCUGUUGGAUAUUUGUCUCUUAUCUUUGGCAGAAUUGGUAGAAUUAAUUUAGACUUGUUUAUUUCCAGUAGGACUGGGUGAUAAAUUGAUUUUAUUGAUCAAAUUUUGUUCACCAGUGCACUUUUUCAGAGUGAUGGCAGCGCGCCAGGGCGGCCAUCUUGUUUGACAAGCAUGUUUGACAAUAAAGUUUAAAUAAUUGGAGAAUAAAGUCUUAAUACUACCAGAAUAAAGCCGUAAUAUUAAGAGAACAAAAUAGUAAUAUUAUGAAAACUCUGACAUAAAAAAUAAAAGUCACACUUUUAAAUUUUGUAGGUAAGGCCUCAUCAAAUCAACAAAUUUAAAUGAGCUCUGUGAAAAGAGUUCAGAAGUGGAGGUUCAUCUUGCUAAAGGACAUUUAUUAAUCCAAUUUCUGGAGGUAUAUGUAUAUAUUUGAGCCUUUAUAACUUUGAUCCUGUGUAAAUUGCAGAAAAGUCGCAAUAAAUCCAAUCUUGUGCAUCUUUUUGUAACAAACAUUGAAGCUUUAACACCAAUCCACUUAGACAAAGUGGUUCAAGUAAACCAUUAGACCCUAAAAUGAUGCAUUAAUGUCCAUGAUGAGUGAUUAGUGCACAAAUGUCUGAUCAGAACUGUAUAUGAUGUGGUGUUUGUUACCCUCCAUGACAUUUAGAUGACUCAGGCUUUUCACUGGUUUUCAUAUUUAGUAGAAAAGGGAUUCUUUUUUUUUUUUCUUCCCAAAACUGGUUACGUUUAUAUGUUUGCUGAUUCUGCAACAUGUUUUAUUCAUGUAUAUUUAUUAGAAGAAGGGAAAUGUGUUAAUGUGUGUAGGCAGGAAGUGAAUUAUCGAAGCGUGGAUUGCACAUGGAGCAAGAAGGGAACUCAUGAAAAAGGGUUGCUUUUAAAUGUUUUCAAGCUGCUUAAAUGUUUAGUUAUUUUUUAUGUUUUGUGUCAUUUAUUACAAGAAACCCAUAACUAAUGUGUAAGAAGGGACGCCCUCUGUGCUCAGUUGUUCUGCUUUUACAACCAGUUACUGUAAAUAAGGAACCUUUUUAAAACUAGAAUGACUAUUUUGGAAGUUUCUACAAUGUUUGUCCUGCAAAUAAAAAGAAACUAAAAGCUGACAUUUUCUCAAUAAAUUUGUUUGAACAUACAA